This is a messenger RNA of Chenopodium quinoa (quinoa), 1350 nucleotides long. RefSeq names its product protein FAR1-RELATED SEQUENCE 5-like. The record is from RefSeq and is a predicted model, not a curated record. Bases 1 to 1350 code for a protein of 449 amino acids. Gene Ontology annotation, biological process: regulation of DNA-templated transcription. NCBI's taxonomy places the organism in Eukaryota, Viridiplantae, Streptophyta, Magnoliopsida, Caryophyllales, Amaranthaceae. The transcript has 3 exons.
AUGUGGAAUGACGGCAACGUUCGUACACCGGAGGCAUCGUCGGAAGAUUCUGGUUCGGAGGACGAAGAUGCUGCCGACGAUGUGAAUUAUAGUGCGCAUUUUGCCACAGACACGCUGUUUCCAACGUUUGAUGAGGCAGUUAAUUGGGCGUAUGCUGUUGCCGUGAAUCUCGGUUUUCUUUUGGUUAAAUCGUCUUACAACAAAACUAGAGACGGUCGGCCGUACCGGUAUUUGAGGUGUGAUAGGGGCCGAAAGAGCCAGCCGAGAGAUCUUGAGAAUGCAAUUAGGGUGGACACCAAAACCAAAGCAAUUGGUUGUCCUUUCUACAUCAAGAUUUAUUAUGUCUUCGUCACCGACAGUUGGAAGAUACGGACCAAGAAUGAUGCAACUGGGACCCAUAACCAUCCAAUGAUUGUCUAUCCGGAGGGUCAUCGUAAGAUCAGUGGCUUGAGCCCGGAAGCCAAGAAGGUUGUGCAGGACAUGACAAAGUCCAAGGUUGCACCGCGGAACAUCAUGGCGACAAUUGCAGAGCAAUUUCCCGAGGAUCAUCCAAACAUCCGACAUAUCUACAACUGCCGGAAUGACUUGAGAGCGGAGAUGUCUGAUGGGAGAGGAGUUGUUCAGCAAUUUCUACAUUUGGCGAGAGAGAACCGGUAUAUUUACUGGGUCAUGUCUGAUGAUGUCAACGUUAUGCAGCAUGCGUUUAUGGUGCACCCGAUCACGGUGAACAUACUACGGACGUAUCCGUAUGUGAUCGGUAUGGAUUCGACAUACAAGACCAACCGAUACGGGAUGCCGUUCUUCGAGAUAGUCGGUGUGACACCGACAAAUCUGAAUUUUCUCGUCGGUUAUGUGUUCAUGCGCAACGAGUGCACGGGAAGCUACCGGUGGGUCCUUCAGAGAUUACGAGAGUUGAUUGGGUAUGAUAAGGAGCCGUCGGUAUUUCUGACAGACCGUGAGCUUGGACUUUGUGCGGCAUUGAGAGAAGAGUUUCCAGCGACAUCGCAUUUACUUUGUCGAUGGCACAUUAACAAAGAUGUGGAGGCCCGGGUCACCAAUAUGUUCAAGAAUAAGAAAAUUGGGGCGCAAUUCAAAAACGGUCAUUGGAAACGUAUCAUGGAUGCCGCGACCGAGGCGGAUUAUAACUCAGCUGUAGACAGAAUGAAAACUCGGUGGGCUAGUUUCCCUAGUGUGAUUAGUUAUGUCGAGAGAACCUGGCUUUGUCAUAAGACCAAAUUCGUGACAUUCUGGACGAACCAGGUUCUGCACCUCGGUAACACGAGCACUUGCCGAGUUGAAAGUCAACAUUCGGCCGUGAAGAUGUGGUUCGAGUCUUCGACAGGUUUUUAA